AUGCCGAAAGUUGUGGUACCAGGUCAACAUAAGACCGAUGAGAAGAUGCGGGCCUUUGCCGAGCAGGUCUUCGCAUCUGAAACCAAAGGCGAGGACGUCCGAGAUGAGAUUUCGGUGUUUGACGUGCCCGAUGACUGUCCCAUCAUCCACCAUGAAAUGGCACACCACUUGCAUGCUGACGAUGAUCUUGAGAAGCGCAAGCGGCGCUUUCGCGGUAUGCCCAGACCUGAUGCCCAAACAUCUGCAGCCAAUGUAGUGUCAACCCAAGUGGACACACCCACCUAUCUGGAAGUGCCGGACUUCCAAAGAGUCGCCAUCAUUGGAGACUACGCCUCUGGGGUUACCAUGGACGACUUUGAGCUGUCCUGCAAAGGUUUAUACCGUGCGUUGACCAUCAGAGAGAAGUACAUGAGGCUAGCCUAUCAGCGUUUUCCAAGGACCGCCUCGCAGCACCUCCGCGAUAUUGAAGGCGAAACCUUCAAGGUCGAGGACCAGGUGCAACCUGUUUUCACACCCCCACCGAAGGAUGGAGAGGAUCCAUUUGAAACAGCAGACCUGCCAGAGAAUCUGGGCUACGUUGCACGUAUGAAGGAUGGUCUCAUCUAUUUGUAUGACGAUGCCCAAGCUGCCGACAAACAUCAGCCCAGAGACCUGCCAUAUCCCAACCACACUACCUUCAUUGAUGACAUGAACUUCCUCAUCGCUCUCAUUGCUCAGGGCCCCACAAAGACAUACACUCAUCGUCGUCUGAAGUUCCUCAUCUCCAAAUUCAACGUGCAUGAAAUGCUGAAUGAGAUGGAGGAGAUGAAAGAGCUGAAGAAUAACCCUCACAGGGAUUUCUACAAUUGUAGGAAGGUGGACACACACAUCCACGCCGCUGCAUGCAUGAACCAGAAACACCUCCUGCGCUUCAUCAAGAAGUCAUACCGAGUGGACGCUAACCGCAUCGUGCACAAUCUUAAAGGGAAAGAGGUCACCUUGAAGGAGCUUUUUGAAUCCCUCAGCCUGCAUCCAUAUGACCUCACUGUGGAUUCGCUGGACGUGCACGCUGGCAGACAAACCUUUCAGCGUUUUGAUAAGUUCAAUGCCAAGUACAACCCUGUUGGAGCAAGCGAACUGCGUGACCUCUACCUGAAGACAGAGAAUCACAUCAAUGGAGAAUACUUUGCUACUAUCAUCAAGGAAGUAGCCAGCGACCUAGAAGAUGCAAAGUACCAAUACGCUGAGCCGCGCCUGUCAAUCUACGGCUGCACGGCCAAUGAGUGGAACAAACUCUCCAACUGGUUCGUCAAGCACAGAGUCUACUCUCCUCACCUCAAGUGGAUGAUUCAAAUUCCCAGGAUCUAUGACAUCUUCAGAGCAAGGGACUUUGUCCCCCACUUUGGCAAGAUGCUGGAGAACAUUUUCCUCCCUGUGUUCAAUGCCACUAUUGACCCAAAGUCCAACCCUGAGCUCAGCAUCUUCCUCAAGCAUGUGACAGGUUUUGACAGUGUGGAUGAUGAGUCGAAGCACAGUGGUCAUAUGUUCUCCACCAAGAGUCCCAAACCAGAGGAGUGGGACAUUGCUAAGAACCCGUCUUACACCUACUACAUCUACUACAUGUAUGCCAAUAUCUCUGUGCUCAACCAGCUACGAAGACAGAGAGGCAUGAACACAUUCAUGUUCAGGCCUCAUUGCGGUGAAGCCGGCGCCAUCACCCAUCUGUUGGCUGCCUUCAUGACAGCUGACAACAUCUCACACGGCCUCAACCUCAAAAAGAGUCCAGUACUGCAGUACCUGUACUACCUGACCCAGAUCCCCAUUGCCAUGUCUCCCCUAAGCAACAACAGUCUCUUCCUUGAGUACGCCAAGAACCCACUACUGGAGUUCCAAAAGAAAGGCCUGGUGGUCUCUCUCUCCACUGAUGACCCGAUGCAGUUCCACUACACCAAGGAGCCUCUGAUGGAGGAGUAUGCCAUCGCAGCACAGGUUUUCAAGCUAAGCACCUGCGAUAUGUGCGAGAUCUCCAGAAACAGUGUGUUGCAGAGUGCAAUGUCAGAUGAGGAGAAGAGUCACUUCUUGGGUCAGAACUACUUGAAGGAGGGUCCGGAGGGGAACGACAUCAGGAAAACCAAUGUGGCCCAGAUCCGUAUGGCGUACCGCUUUGAGACCAUUUGCUAUGAGCUCAACCUCAUCAAGGAGGGUCUGAAGUCUGAAUAA
Nerophis lumbriciformis (worm pipefish) is the source of this 2199-nucleotide messenger RNA. The record is from RefSeq and is a predicted model, not a curated record. Lineage: Eukaryota; Metazoa; Chordata; Actinopteri; Syngnathiformes; Syngnathidae.